AUGGCGAAUGGUGCUGCGCAUCACAGUCUAGGCGUCCCGGAAGGCAUGACCUGCGUGACGGUCAAGCUAAUAGACAUUUGCAGUAUCUCAAAGGUUGGAACCAAAUCCCUAUUCACCCCGCCCGUGCCUGGCUUUGACUCUAUCGGAUCUGUACCAUCAUGGAUCGUACUGCUCGAGCACACUUCCGGCCGCAAGGUGCUGUACGAUCUCGGCAUACGGAAAGAUUGGGAGAAUCUUCAUCCGGUAGUUGCGCAGCGUCUGAAGGGUAGCACACAUGAAAUCAUUGUGGAUAAGGACAUCGACGAGUAUCUGAACGAUAUGGGCAUCGGUAAAGAAGACAUCGAUGCUGUUGUUUGGAGCCACACCCAUUGGGAUCAUAUGGGAAACAUGGGCGUUUUCGACACCAAGACAGAUCUUGUGGUUGGUCCUGGCUUCAAAAACCACUUCAUGGGGACUGAGCAUCCUUCACCUCUGGGUGCUCUCAUACCAACCGAUGUUGAGGGGCGGCGCGUCCACGAGAUCAGCUUCGAGGCGGGCUCCAAGAACGUCGUGCAGAUCGGUCAAUUUUCAGCGUACGAUUACUUCCACGACGGCUCCUUUUACCUGAUCGACAGUCCUGGUCAUUGUGUCGGCCAUCUCUGCGCCCUUGCGCGAACCUCUACCUCCCCUAACACUUUCGUCUUCCUUGGCGGUGAUGUUGCUCAUCAUUGCGGUGAAUUGCGACCUUCCCGCCAUGUGCCACUGCCCGAGUCUCUUUCGCCCAGUCCACUUCCAGGAGCUGCUUCGUCAACGACGUCUGCUUUCACCCCAAGACAGUGGUUCAGCAAACUCCAAGCCUCGCGCAAUCGAGACACUGAUAUGGCCUUGUAUCAGCCCGCGUUCGGCCACAAUAUGGAUCAAGUCCUGGAAAGCAUCGCAAAGACACAAGAAUACGACAGAGACCGCCACAUUCUGGUACUGCUGGCACACGACGCCGCCUUCAGAGACCCAAGCGUGCCAAAGCUUCCGGAAGCUCUCAACGACUGGCACAGCCGUGGUCUUGGGGAGAAGUUUCGAUGGACCUGGAUUGGCGAUGUUUGGAGAGAGAGCCAGGACAGUGCUUGGUCAUGCUGCUCAUGA
Messenger RNA from Cyphellophora attinorum, 1119 nucleotides. RefSeq lists its product as uncharacterized. Bases 1 to 1119 code for a protein of 372 amino acids. The transcript has 2 exons. The record is from RefSeq and is a predicted model, not a curated record. Lineage: Eukaryota; Fungi; Ascomycota; Eurotiomycetes; Chaetothyriales; Cyphellophoraceae.